GUUCAUUAUUGUUGAUCUUAAUUUUCAUUUUUUUUUUUCAAUCAUGUUAUCAAUUGAUCUCUCUUUCUUUCAGGGAUCCGAGGAUGCAGCCGUGGAUGAGCCUAUGGAUUGGGAUAAAUUCCCGCCAGUAGAUGAUUGGCUAGCCAGCAAAUCUGGCGAGAUUGCAGUUUCUCAAUCCAUUAGUGCCAAUCAACACAAGGUAAUCUAUAAUAGGGGAUGAUCAUGACCACAGAGUUGCUGCGUAUGGAGUCGAUGCAACGCAUUUAACCCACAAGAAAUUUGAUAUGGAGAUAGAAUAUAGAGCUAGACCCAUAUAAGAGAACAGGGGUAUAGUUUGCCAUUUUCACUGGUCACCAAUUGCCAUUCGCCAUUUUUGGCUUGAUGUGAAGAGAGAAACACAUGACAUUUUGAGCACAAUAAAUUAAUCUUGCGGAAAGGAGGUAAAGGGGACAUUCGAUUGUUUCCUUCAUGUGGUCCCCCUCAAGUCAUCUCCAAGUUCUUGAUCCGAGCAUGCCACAUAUCCAUUCUAGAGUAUUCCUUAAAAAGGGCAGUUACUUGGGAUAUUCUAUAGGAUUCUUGGGUUUGGGCUAAGUUCCAAUGGACUUGGCCCUUUCAUGUCAUACUUUUGGUAUAACAGAGCUACAUAAAGGUUUGCGUCUCCAUAUAUGAGAUGGAUCGAUGGGUUUAGGGUUUUGUUCCCAAUUUCUAAUUUAAUUUUGUUAUUUUGUUUAGGGAUUUCUUCUUUGAUUUCUUUUGGAAUUUUUGAGUUUGAAUGUACAGGAUGAUAGAUUUUUUUUUAUUUUUUUUUUAUUUUGAAUGAGAACCAAGAUUUGAAGAUUGAGAGAGUUUGAAAGUGAGGUUGUAGUAGUUCAGGGUGGUGGUGAUAGUGAUGAUGGUGAUAAGUUUCUGUUGAAAUUAGAGAAAUGAUUUGGUGAUGGUGAGGGUUUGUAGAGAAAAAUUGAAGAUGAAAAUUAAAGCAUGGAAAAGAGAGAAGAGAAAACAGAGAGAAAGGCAUAUUAAAAUAUUAUUGAAUAACAUGAAAUUGUCGCAUAUGGAGCCUUUAUAUAGAUGCUUAGAUAACACACUACCCAAGAAACCCUAAAUCUAUCAUAAUAACAAUAAUAUUAAAUU
Molecule: messenger RNA, 1131 nt
Organism: Rubroshorea leprosula
Lineage: Eukaryota; Viridiplantae; Streptophyta; Magnoliopsida; Malvales; Dipterocarpaceae
Source: the annotation of a GenBank genome assembly